Messenger RNA from Penaeus vannamei (Pacific white shrimp), 3091 nucleotides. The record is from RefSeq and is a predicted model, not a curated record. NCBI's taxonomy places the organism in Eukaryota, Metazoa, Arthropoda, Malacostraca, Decapoda, Penaeidae.
UACUAGCACCAGUUGUGUAGCAAUGGAUACUAGUGUAGCACCAGAUGCUAUUGCAGCACCAGAGGCCAGUGUAGCACCAGGUGCUAGUGUAGCAAUGGAUACUAGUGUAGCACCAGAUGCUAGCACAGCACCAGAGGCCAGUGUAACCCCAGGUGCUAGUUUAGCAGUGGAUACUAGUGUAGCACCAGAUGCUAGCGCAGUACCGGAGGCCAGUGUAGCACCAGUUGCUAGUGUCACCUGGACUCCUGUGCUAGGACCAGCAGAAGAUGAGCAGGAGGAGAAGGAGGAUGUUUCCUUGAUUGCAGCCCCAACUGAGAGACCCCAGACUACAACAGUACCUCCCAUCUUAGCACCAGAGUUGACAGGUGGUUUUACUCCUAUUAUUAGUGAAAUUAGUAAACCUAGUGAAGUAGUGCCUGAAUCUAGUGACCUUCCACUCUCUAGUGAAAUAGUUGAAAGCACUGCAGUUCUCCCUGCACAAACCUCAAAGAGUAUCGCUUUGCCAACACCAGAAUCACCUUUGCUUGUAGUCACUGCCAGCAUUCAAGAAUAUGACCACACAGAGAGUGUUAUACCUAGUGACAUUUCUCCAGUAGAUGAACUUUUGUCAACUGUGAUUCCCCAAGAUAGAAUUAUAACUUUAAUUGACAGGCUGCCUAAGCCAGUUGAGUCAUCAUCAGUUGUGUAUGAAUCUACAUCAGAACCCCUCGUUCCUUCAUUUGACAUUGUAUCCCCCACUCUUAUCCCAACAUCUCUUGUUCCAGAAGACUAUGAUUCCUUUAUUGUUACAGAUACAGAUAAAACUCCUGCGCCCCCUGUCAUGGUCUCAGAAAGACCUCUGCCUUCCCCAUCUACCUCUUUAAAAGAAGUCUUACUUACUUCUCCUGAUCCCUUUAAGAGUAUGACCUUGGAAUCUAUAACUACUGCUAUGGAUACUGCCAUAGUUAACACAACCUUGGCUUCUGUCUCUGCUUCUUCCAGUCUCCCGGUAGUCUCACCAGCUUUUCCAACAUUACUAACAGCUCUAACAACAACAGACUCCUAUGCUCACACUUCUUUACCUGCUGACCCUGAGACAGUCUUCCUGGCUCCCUCCCAGUCCCCAACCACUACCUCAGACUUACCUGCCCUGGUUGCCCCGACAGCCACAGAACCAGCUCUUGAAGACAUUGCCACGGAAGUGUACCCACACCUAGAUUCUGCUGCUAUACCUGGAGAAGAAACUGCAUCAGAGGAAGCAGCCAAGAAAGAAGAAGCUGUGGAUGUUCCAAUGUCCUCUCCUCUGCCACCAGCCAGCCCCUCUCCACCCUUCACAACCACCACCACACCAACCAUAACCACAACAAAGACCACAACAACCAAAGUUACCAUACCUGCUUCUACAACCACCACCCAAUUACCCACCACACCCCCGUCAGAAGUUAGCAUCACCUUCAUCAUCCCAACUGAAUCGAUGCCAACUCUGACAACUAUUGUGGAGCUCUCGAAUGGCACGAAGGUUGAUCGUCCUGUGCCCUAUGUGAGGGCACUUGUGGGUUACAGUGGAGCAGAAUUCUGUCAGCACAGGCACAACUUCAGGGCUCUGCUGGCAGAAUGGAUUAGCAGACACAUGGAGGAUGUAGAUGUGUCACCGCAUGAUAUCACAUUCUUCAACAUGCCUGAUUGUAAGUCAGUAAAGCCACUCACUGAGGAUCACCUGAACCAGCUUCCUGAAGACCCCACAGAUCCUGACCAGGAGGCUGAGGAUAAACUGAAUGAGAUAUAUGACUUGGAAAAAACGACAAAUGUCUAUUUCUAUGUCAAUCGUUCUGGCAAGAUUGAUCCAUAUUUAACAGAGCAGUUCCCACUUUUCCCAACUGAACUGGAGAUCAGUGAAGAACUCUCAUACCUUAAGUCUAAGGUAACAGAGUUAGAACUUGUACGUCCAGAUGGUACCACAAACUCCAAUUUAUUGUUAGAAGAAGAAGGAGCAGUUGGCACCUCUGUUAUUGUUAUUAUUGUAAUUUCUACAUUAGUUGGAGCUGCCAUCAUCAUAGCCCUCAUUUUCUUUAUGCUUGUAAGGAAACGUGGUGCUGCCAAUAAUUACUAUGGGAGACGAUGUACACCAGUCAGCAUGGAUGCCUACAGCAUGGACAGCGUCUCUGUUUAUCAUUCCUUUAGAAGGAAAAGCAAAAGACGUGCCUCUGGAAGAUCCAUCAAGUCUUAUCUUAAUCAGGCCUUUGAUGAUCCGAAUGGACCUUCAAGACCACUGAACUUUGCUAAGCUUACACACUUCAUCUCUGACAUUGAUGGAGUUCAUGAAGAGUUUUCUACAAUCCCAGUCAAUAUGCCAAAGUAUGAUGAGCUACCAGCUGGUGUUGAAGAUAAAAAUAGAUAUGCCAAUGUCAUUCCUGUACCAGAAACACGAGUUAUCCUCAAAACGGCAAAAGACUCUCCAACCUCUGAGUACAUCAAUGCCAACUAUGUAAGAGGCUCCAGAAAUGAGUCAAAGUACUACAUUGCAACCCAGGCUCCACUAGAUGACACAGUAGCGGACUUCUGGAAGAUGGUGUGGGAACAAGAAACGCGUGUUAUUGUAAUGUUGACAGACUUUGUGGAAAAAGGUAUUGACAAGUGUGCUGAUUACCUUCCCCCUUCAGAAACACUAGAUUGUCAUAGAGUCUAUGGUGAAUUCCAGGUAACCCUCAAAUCUCGUGACAUGAAAGAAAAAUUUGUGGUAUCUAAUGUCCAACUGAAAAAUCUAGAAAACAACCUGGUCCGAGAAGUGGCCCACAUGUGGUUCACUGGGUGGCCCACAGCUGGUGUUCCUAAUGAGGAGUCUGGUUUUAUAUCCUUCAUCCUUGAGGUCAGAAGGAACAGGAAGAAGCUUCGAGCCAAAGGACCUGUUGUGGUCCACUGCAGUCCAGGGACAGGGCGCACUGGUACUUUCUUGUCCUGUGACAUGGUGAUGCGACAAUUUGAAGAUCAGAGAACUGUUGAUGUUCCAAGGACAGUGUAUUCUAUAAGGAGGGAUAGAGCUGGUGCAGUGCAGACAAAAGAACAGUAUGCCUUUAUCUACAGGGUAAGAUCUUUAUGAAGAUAGUAAUACAAG